Mercurialis annua (annual mercury) is the source of this 1242-nucleotide messenger RNA. RefSeq lists its product as uncharacterized. Bases 532 to 822 code for a protein of 96 amino acids. The record is from RefSeq and is a predicted model, not a curated record. Lineage: Eukaryota; Viridiplantae; Streptophyta; Magnoliopsida; Malpighiales; Euphorbiaceae. The transcript has 2 exons.
AAAACUAAAAACUCCACUGUCUGUCUGUCUCUGUCUCUGUUCUUUAAAAUCUUUUUUGAGUUUUUCAAGGUUUUUGAUUAAAUGGUUUCUUUUUCAGCUUUAUUUGAUCUUAUUUUUUGUUCAUUUAAUCUAAUUUUGUUUGCUUUAGCUGUCUGAAUCUUCGAAAUCUUGUCUGCUUUGCUUGAGGUUUUAAUCUUUCCUGUAAAUUCUUUGUUAAUCUUUGUCUAAUUUUGUGUUCUUGUUGUUUAAGGUUUCUUGAUUCUGUCUUUAAUUGAGCUCUGGUCAUUAAAAAAACCCAGCGUUGACCUUGGAGUUGAAAUGUCAAAAUUGGAUUUAAUAACUUAACUAAAUUAAAGAAAGAUUGGAUUUUUUUGUUUUGGGUAUGUUAGUUCUUACUUGGGUAGCUGGUGUUUAAUAGUAAAGUUUGUUUUUUUUGUUUUAAUUAUUUUUGGGUUAAUUCUGUUCGAUAAAAUCAGUUUUUAUUUUUUGUGUUUGUGUCUGUGUGUGUGUGUUCUGUGUGAUUAAUUGGCAAUGGAUAAGGAUGUAAUGGAGGCUAAUGGUUUUAAAACUGAGCCUUUGAUUGCCGGAGACAGUGAAAAACUCGAGAAUCACGAUGAUGAUGGAGAAGACGAUAGUGAAUCGAAUACGUUGUUGCCUCCCAGAAGAGGAGGGAUGUCGAGGAAUCCAGAAAGAGUGAGGAGAAAAGUUCAAUGGAAUGAUAAUAAUGGCAAUAAACUUGCUGAGGUUUUAGUGUUUGAACCGAGUGAUAAUAGUGAUUCUGAUGAAGAGGAGACGGAUUCUUGCAUCUGUACCAUAAUGUAGAUACUUUAAUACAAUGUUUUGUAUAUAAAUAUGCGGGUUAUGUUGAUGAAAGCGAGUGUGCGGGAACUUUUGUUGCAAAGACUGGGAGUUUUAAUGAUUGAGACGGCAACAUGUCAUGCUUUCCAAGUUUCGUGCUGCUUGUCGAAAUGAAUCUUAACAUACCAGCUUGUGAAUUCUGACGAUUUUUAUCCCAAGCAGCUAUGAGCUGCCAUACAUCAGAGGAACUGAAGCAGAAAGCAAUCGUGACAACCAAGCUUAUACGAUAUACUGAAGGUGUAUUUCAACUAAACAAUUUUAGUCUUACCAACACAUGUUUGAUAUGUGACAAAUGAAGCUUACUCAAGAUUACUUUUGAUAAUUGUUUGCUGAGUUACAGUUGCUUCGAACUCAAAUCAUUUAAUUUACAACGCUUUCUGAGUA